AUGGAGACUUCAGCUGCUAUCCCAAAUUCAUUUAUCUGCAUAUCACCUAAUUGUAAUUAUUCAACUUCAAAUGAUUCAGAUCUCAAAUUGCACAUUUACAAUCAUCAUCCUUUAUUGUCUAAUGAUUUUGAUCAAUCACAAUUAAUUAAUCAUCCUAACGAUCGAUUGAUCUUUGAAAAACAUCCUUAUACACCUGCUACUAAUGAACCAACAACAUUUAUAUCAAAAUAUUUCGAAAAAGUGGUUGAAGAGCUAAAAUGUAAAAAAUGUCGUACAAAAUUUGAUGAUGCUCAAACAUUGGUGGAACAUCUUUUCGAAUGCUAUAAAGCAAAAGGUAAGAAAAAAAAUCUCCUUCAUUUGUGUAUCUGUUGCCAGGAUUUAUUCAGAGACUCAUUUGCUUUGGCAAGACAUCUUAAGCAAUCAAAAUGUAUCUUAGCGGUGGUUGAAAGCAUAGAUCAAUUUUACUAUUAUGCUGAUGCAGUUAAUCCUUCAACAAAACUUAGAUAUAUUUAUCAUGCACUCAAUAAAACAAAUGCAUGUGAGUACAAUUGUGUCGGGUGUUGCCAAGCUUUAAAUUUCCAAUUUCCUCGAGAUAUGAAAUUUCCAACUCCUGAUAAAUUAUCUAGACAUAUUACUGGUGAAGGCGACAAUAGGUUAAGAAUUGAUAUUCCCGAUGCUUCUCAUGCAGAAUACCCAGAAUUAUAUCCUACAUUUAUUGAUAAAUUUAUCAAGCUAGACCUUUUAGCUACUGCUGGUUGCCCAAAUUAUAAAGAUUAUAUGAUAAUGUUGUGGAAGGAGCCACAAGACAUAGAACCAACAGAAAAAUCAAUUCAAAAAUUUCAAAAUGUUUCUUGUGACAAUUGCCAUACCACUGUGAAAAAUCAAGAUCUUUUACAAUUUCAUCAAAAUGAUGGUCGUUCUUGCAAUAGAAAUAUCAGACUUAUAAAUCAAUUACUUAAGCAAUUUGCUAUAUUAGAGUAUGCUAUUAAUUUGGACCAACAGUUACCAUCUUCAUCAAUCCUUUUACAAAAUCUCAUACUCCCAACCUACCACUACACCAACAAUUUCAAUGAAGAUCAAAAUGCCAUUACAGUAAGUUCACAAAAUAUGAAUCAUGGUUAUUUAGCAUUCAAUCGUAUAAUGUCCACCUCAGAUUUGGUUGUAACUCAAGAAGCAACUGAUGCUCUUUACAGGGCAGCACAGAGCAUGAAUGUUGUUCACAACGAUCAAGUACUCAUGUCAUAUCGUGAUUUGAAACUUACUGAUACUAUUUUGGAUGAGGUGAAUGGUAACAACAUUGAAGAUUUAAUGAAAUCUCAAAAUUCAGGAGUUGAUGAUUUAUUUGCUAAUAGAGUUCAAUCAAGGUUGGUUCAAUUGGGUGAUUGGAAAUUUAUCAUUAUCAACUAUUAUGGCUGUGAUAGUUACGUUGAACUUAAACUUACAAUGCUCCAAAAAUUCCAGAAAGCUGUUAUAUUUCUUGCUCAUGCUAGUCCAGGAAUACCAAUCAUCUUAUUAGGUGAUUUCAACUUUGUCACUCAUCAAAAAGAUUCAACAACUUCAAAAAGUGAUUCUAAGGAUAUUGAAAAGAUAAUGAAUGAAAUAACAAAUGAAUUAGAAUUAAUUGAUUUACAACGUAGCAUCGACGGAGAUGAUCGGUUUUUAUUCACUAAUACAAAUUAUACUAAUUGCAGAAGAUUGGAUAGAAUUUAUAUUUCAAAGUCCAUUGCUAAUCAAGUCAAAUCAUUAAGAAUAGAAAAAUCAAUUGGAACUCAUUUUGGAUUGAGAUUGGAGCUUUUCAAAAAGUUGAUCAAAGUUGAUAAAGCUUUUGAUAGUAACAAUUAUCAAAAUAUGUUCAGUAAUAAAUCAACCUAUAAUGAAAAAGAAUUAGCUACAAGUUGGUUUAAGUUUUGCGGUAAAAGAACAUUAGAAGGUGAAAACUUCGAUGAUGAAAUUGAUGCAGAAGAUGAUUUUGAAAUGUGA
Lodderomyces pseudojiufengensis is the source of this 1980-nucleotide messenger RNA. It is a transcript of the gene FGR24, whose product is annotated as Fgr24p. Bases 1 to 1980 code for a protein of 659 amino acids. The transcript has a single exon. Lineage: Eukaryota; Fungi; Ascomycota; Pichiomycetes; Serinales; Debaryomycetaceae. The record is from RefSeq and is a predicted model, not a curated record.